ACGGUUUACAAAAAUGACAAGGCACUUGGAAAAAAAGGGUCAAAUCAAUUUGAAGCCGCUGCCAACAUUUUAGUGUCAGACGCCGUUGUCGUAAAUGUUUGUCGACGCAGCUCUUUGUGUGGCAAUAUUACAGCUGUUUAUAAAAAAAACAUGUCCGUGGAAGAAUUGAAUGGCUCGGAAUUGGGCACCAAAGACUACUGGGAACGUGCCUAUGAACGUGAAAUAACAAAUUAUAAAAAUAAUGGAGAUGUUGGUGAAAUUUGGUUCGAUGAAGAUUCGCAAAUGCGUGUUAUCAAUUGGAUAAUGAAGCAGGAAGACAUAGAAGAUGAUGUAUCCAUUAUUGAUUUGGGCUGUGGCAAUGGUAUGCUGUUAGUCGAACUAGCACGUGAGGGUUACACAAAUUUGCUAGGCGUAGAUUACUCUGCCAAAGCUGUGGAUCUAGCCGAAAGUAUAGCUAAAGAUCAAGACUUAAAGAUCGCAUACAAACAAGCUGAUUUAAUGGAUGUUGAAUCUUGCAAAAAAAUGGGUGAAUUUGGUAUAGUACAUGAUAAAGGUACCUACGAUGCUAUUAGUUUAUGUCCCGAAAAUCCUAAAGAAAAAAGAGAAUUAUAUAUGAAGACGGUGAGGAAUAUGAUGAAUGAGACAAGUCUAUUUAUUAUUACCUCCUGUAACUGGACCGAAGAGGAGUUAAUCAUUAGUUUUAAGGGGAAAUUUGAGAAAUUAUGUAGCAUUCCAACACCGUCGUUUAAGUUUGCCGGUAAGGUGGGUAGUGUGGUUACCUCAGUAGUAUUUAAGAAAGUUUUAGAAACUCAUUGAUGUCUUUACAAUCGAUUUUUUGUAAAUUAAAUAAAAGAAUUAUUGAAUUUUGCAGUUUUAAUAAAAUC
This is a messenger RNA of Lucilia sericata (common green bottle fly), 884 nucleotides long. RefSeq names its product EEF1A lysine methyltransferase 2. Lineage: Eukaryota; Metazoa; Arthropoda; Insecta; Diptera; Calliphoridae. Gene Ontology annotation, biological process: peptidyl-lysine dimethylation; peptidyl-lysine monomethylation. The transcript is spliced from 2 exons. Gene Ontology annotation, molecular function: protein-lysine N-methyltransferase activity. The record is from RefSeq and is a predicted model, not a curated record. The coding region runs from base 151 to 816 and encodes 221 amino acids. Gene Ontology annotation, cellular component: cytoplasm.